AUGGCGGAGGGCUUCGGGCGCUGGGAGUCGGAUCCGCUCUUCCCCGCCGCCGAGUACGUGCAGGACUCCGCCGACAGAAUGGAGGGUGUCUACCGCCUGCUUUUGCAUGAAAGGAAAGUUAUGCAGGGUGGUACUUCCGAUGCAAAGUUUCAUGCUCCAAUACAAUACGAGAGAGAUGUGAUUACUGCUCUUGGAACUACCGAAUGGCAGCUGGAGCAAUUUGAGAGGGAGGUGAAUGCAGCUGCAUUCUCUGACAAGUCAAAGUCAAGAGAAAAUGCAAUCUUAAAAUUUAGGCAAUUCAUUAGAGCUAUAGCGGACCAGAUUUCUCAGGUGGAAGAAAGCUUGGAGAGUCUUAGGCUAGGUUCUAGUAGAACUCCAAAACAUUCAUACUCAAGCGAAUAUGAUGGAGAUGGGCUGGCAUCAUUUCUUUCUGGUUCCAGCAAGGAUGACCAUGCAUAUCAUUCCACUGGUACAGAUGAAAUUGUGGAGCUUAAGCUCGACAAUGUUCCUUUAGUAAAUGGCUAUCAUUCCACACAAGAAUAUACAACAUACGAACACAGGAAUUCAGAUAAAGAUGUGGAAGGAGCGGGGAGUGCAUGUGAAGGAGAUCAUAACAAUAGGAAUAUGUAUGUUUUGGAUGCUGAUGACUCUAUAAGUUGGAGGCUUUUUUGCAAAAACAAACUAAGCAGACAAUACCGUAGUUUUAUAAGAAACCUAUGGUUUGCAAAACAAGGUCGUGAAAGCUUUACGAAGAGGAGGAAGGAUGGAGAAGAUAUGGAUAGCUUGAGAAAUGGAAACAUGCUACCUUCUUUCAAUCUACCUCAAUCUGGAAGGGUUAUGUAUUUCUGGCCCGAGGUCAUUAAGAGGAGAUUAUGUAGAUCUGAGUAUUUUACAGAUCAUAAUCGUCCUCAAAUCCGUUUAGUGACAGCAGUACUGAUUGCACUUGCUGUUCUCUUCCACGGUGUACUCAUACUGAUCAUGCUUGUGCCCUGUCAUGGAUUCUGGAGGACCAUCAUUGUUUCGAAGAGCUUCAAUGUUGCACUCCAAUUUGCCAUGCCCUGCAGAUGGAGGUUUGGAAACGGCCUUUUGCGGUUGAUAGCUUUGGUUGCUCUGUCAUUGGCAUGA
Molecule: messenger RNA, 1125 nt
Organism: Miscanthus lutarioriparius
Lineage: Eukaryota; Viridiplantae; Streptophyta; Magnoliopsida; Poales; Poaceae
Source: the annotation of a GenBank genome assembly